Molecule: messenger RNA, 1469 nt
Organism: Bufo gargarizans (Asiatic toad)
Lineage: Eukaryota; Metazoa; Chordata; Amphibia; Anura; Bufonidae
Exons: 2
Coding region: 29-1060 (343 amino acids)
Biological process (GO): retrotransposition
Cellular component (GO): ribonucleoprotein complex
Molecular function (GO): single-stranded RNA binding
Source: RefSeq, a predicted model, not a curated record
UUUGUUUCCAACAGAGCAUUACAAUAUUAUGUUUAUAUUGUGUUGGUCAACUGGUUGUGUUCUGAAAGAGUUAAAAUAUUGGAAAAGAAAGUUUGGGGGGCGUGGCCGGAUGUGGAGCGGAGCGGUUUCAAGCCGUGCUGGCUCCGGAGCUUGCGGUGAAAGAAGCGGCUCACAGCAGGGUAAAGUGACCCGAUUCCAGCAGGAAAUAAAGCGGGGACGUUCACCUAUCCAUCCACUAUCGCCAAGAAUGGGCCGUGUGAGAAGAAAGGAGGGGCCGCCGAGCAGAAUCGCGGCGUUCAGAGCCUCUGGUGAAAUCCAAGAUGGCGCCCGCUCUCCGCACUACGUGACAUCUGAGGUACUGCAUGAAGAGGAGAUCCCUCCAGCGCGGCACAUAAGCGCAGGAGGAAAGAGCCCAGGGCACAUAGCUGCCUCUCCCUCUCCAGCAUAUCCCUCCCCCUCUAAAAGGCAGCAAGAUUUAACCAUUAAUAAAUAUCUGAUGCAAGAAGCUGCAGCCUCCUGUAAUGAGGGAAGCUUGCUCCAAGAAAGAGAAAUUCCUGCUAAUCACUCUCCCCCAUCUCCUAUUGUUAGUGGCCAAUCUGCACCAGUUACUGAAGCCACUCUGAGGUCCCUGUUAUAUGACCUGAGACAUUCUAUACAAAAAGAUAUAUCCUCUGUGUUCUCUGCUCUACAAAAAGAUAUCACUCAAAUUGGGGAGAGAACGUCUCAUAUUGAGGACAAAAUGAAAGAGCUCACUAACUCCCACAACCAGUUAGUGGACGCUCAUAAUGAUGCCGAGGACGAAAUAUCGGCCUUAAAACUUAAACUAGCAGAUCUGGAGGACCGCUCCAGGCGCAAUAACCUAAGAUUUAGAGGAAUUACGGAAACCAUUGAAACGUACGCUAUUAAGGACUGCCUCACAGAUUAUUUUGCCGCACUGGUCCCAAAGGCAAAACAAAUGGACCUAUUAAUUGAUAGAGCGCACAGAAUUCCUAAACCCAAUAGCGCUCCCAGUGCCGCCCCCCAGGGAUGUUAUUGCCAGGCUGCACUUUUACCACUUUAAAGAAUUACUCCUCGAGGCAACAAAUUCUGCACAAGAUAUACCCGAAAGAUUUUAUUUUCCGACCUCUCUGCAGCUACACUGAACAGACGCAGAGAAUUUUCUGCUUCCACAAAAAUCCUGAGGGAUCACAACAUCCCUUAUAAAUGGGGUUACCUGGUGAAACUCCUGAUCUUCAAAAAUGGAAUAACCCAUGCAAUCUCUUCUCCAAGUGACACCAUGAAGCUGCUCCAGAAAUGGUCCCUGGCUACCGUGGAUGAAGACAGCACCUCACCCUUGAAGAAAAGACCUCCUACCCUGGCUAGAGAGUGGACCUGAAGCCAUAUCGGAUGAAAAAGGAAACUAUUCUCUUCCUUACAAGACAUAUCCUUUACGUUACAGAAGGGUCACUAGACUGAACUAUUUGUCUACA